GGAACAAACGGAUUACGGCCCUUGGCUUGAGGCUGAGUGAGCUGCUCUACUGACCUAGAAUAUCUUGUGAAUAGCGUUGUGUCCACGUGAGUGAAAGGGGGCAGUUGGGGAGUGUUUCAGUUUCAGCUCAGCUCGUCCCGCAUAAGAAGUGAUGUGAACACUGAAGAGGAAAGUUGCGCUUUUUGGUGAAACUUGAUUUGACUCCAAAUAUGGUCGUAGUGGGAACUUGGUGAAACAACUUUUCAAUCUUCACAACACGCAAAAAAAAAUUGCGCGUUCCAAAACUGUAAACAGCAAUGAAGAAGGUGACUGAAAGUAGUGACGAAUCGAGGGAGGAGUUUAACAAUGAAGAAGAAACCUGCCAAGAACGGUUGGAAAGUGUUGAGCGAGUUUUGAAAUUAUCGGAAACGGAUUCCCAUCUCCUGACGACGGUGGACAGCAUCGAGUGUUUGGCUGGAAGUCAGCAGGGUGAUAAUUAUAUGUCGAUCAUCAAGCGCAUCCUGGUGCGGGGAAAACGGCAAGCUUGGAACAGCGACAAGAAAAAAGAUUUCUUCAUUUCACUAAUCUUCAAACGGCAAAUCGUCAACCUGCAGCGACGGAAGUUGUUCCGAGCGGACGAAGCCUUUGCCAAUGAAAUCAACACCUACACCCAGCUGGUUCCGGUUUUGAGAAAAUUUUCCCGUGAUCGACUGCCAUUUCCUCGGUGUAUUUAUGCUGGCAAAGAUACCGAAGGUGAUUUGAUCGUACUGGAAGAUCUCCGUUGCAACGGGUUUCGCAUGAUGGACCGCAGACGAGGAUUAAGUUACAGGCAAUGUCGAGUGGUGGUGCGGGAACUGGCAAAUCUGCAUGCGGUAUCCCUGGCGAUGAAACAGGUCCAACCGGUAAUGUUUCACACCAUGAAGGAGAAGGUAACGGAGAUUGUCUACAGCGAUUCGGCAGCCGAAUUUUACACACACUGUUUGGAAUCGUCAGUGAGUGGAACGCUGGAAAGUUUGAGCUUCAGCAAUAGCAGCGGGUGUUUGGACGGGGCCAUCAAAGCGAUCGAACGGCUGAGUGGCCGCCUUUAUCGGAUCAUGUCGGCUACAGUACGACACAGCUUCGAACCUUGGAACGUGCUCAGUCAUGGGGAUACCUGGAUCAACAAUUUGAUGUUCAGUGAAAAUCACGAUCAGGUUCGAUUGAUCGACCUGCAGGCCAUGCGUUACACUUCACCUGUGAUUGAUAUUCUCCAUCUGCUUUACACCAGCACCGAUUCUAAGCUUCGAGAAGUUCACACCGACGAUCUGAUCCGAUGUUACCAGGAAUCGUUGAUGGACGCAUUAAGAGCUUAUGUCCCGGCUCAAAAACGAUUCGUAUUACCAGUGCUGGAGGCUACCUUCACCUAUGAAAAUAUACGGAACGAAUACGAUUCGAGAAUUUUGUACGGGCUGGGCAUAGCCAUGUGGUUGCUGCCGGCGGUCACAUUUCACCCGGAUCACAUUCCGGACUUAGACGAUAUAACUAUGAGUGAUUUCACCACCAAGAACAACGAAAAAAUUCAGCAAAUGUUCUCGGCUGAUUAUCACAGCAGGAUGCGCGAAACGGUGCUAGAAUUCUACCGGAGUGGUCUUUUGGAUGAAAUUUGAGAGGGAUGGUUUCAAGCACGUGGUCCCAACGAACUUUAGCUGGAGUAUUAAUAGUAAGGUUAAACAGGUUUAAAAAUGCCAUUCCAAAUAGCUAGGUACGAUUGCUUUAGAAUAAAGUUGAAGAAGGAAAUAUUCAUAGUGAGUCGAGUACAAAAUUGAAUAUUGAAUGAUUUAUAACUAGAAUUCGAAAACAGUUACCAAAAUGAUUGAUACAAGAAUUUGAAGUUCCACUAAUAAUUCAACAUUUUUGCACACAAAUCUGCCCAUAAAGCUGACAUCCACUUAUGUAACACGCUUACAACAUCCGUAAUCUAUUGGUGUACUACAAACUAAUUGCUGGAGUAAACAUAGUAAAUCCUUUACACUUUCUUCCAAUGAGCAUUAGGCGGUACAAGUCAGCAAAAAUAGUGUUGCCCCAAGAGAUAGUGAGGAAGUAAACAAAUCGGCCGGCUUAUCGCGAGUCUAAUCAACAGCGCCGCCGGCCGGCAUAUUAGUGCAGAAUUAUGAAUUUACACGUGCCACCUGGAAGGGACUUAGGAAAUCAAGUAUAACCAUACUUCCAUAGCCUAGGACACUCACCCGGGAUUUAGCAAAUAAAAAAUAUGACUAACUAAAGCAAUCUCAUAUUUUGUAGACAACAAUAAUCGGAUUAGGUUUAGGUCAGCAAUAAAUCGAUAGUUACCAGUUGAUUAUAUAUGGCGUAGAUGUCUAUAUUUUUAAACUUCUAUUAACGCGAAGGUUUUACACAGGUCGAAUGAAAUUGAUACCAAUUAUUGGUGCUAUGUAGCUGAAUGUUGUUAUAUUACAUGUAAGUUAACUUUUGUAAAUAAAACAGGAAGCACUUGAUAUUCUAUAUAUUCUAUUGUCACUUAUAGCACAAUAACUAACGCAAUUUUACUCUCAAUAUUUCUAGUAAACUGAACCGUUACAUUUUUAUUGGAAAUCGUUCAGCAGAACGAGAAUUCGAAAUGUAAUCGAACAAAUCUUAAAAUUAAUAAAGGACUUAAACAUUUGUUUGUGUUGCCU
Molecule: messenger RNA, 2651 nt
Organism: Uranotaenia lowii
Lineage: Eukaryota; Metazoa; Arthropoda; Insecta; Diptera; Culicidae
Exons: 4
Coding region: 297-1625 (442 amino acids)
Source: RefSeq, a predicted model, not a curated record